AUGUCCAGUCAAGCUGGUUGGGACUCGGUCUCGGGCAUUGCGACCCUCUUGUUGAGUGGUAACCUGACUGCGAUCGCGAUCGCGAUAGUUGUCGCUUUUGGUGUUCCGAUUCUUCUUCAUUACUUCUUCUACCGCGCCGCAGCAUCGCCGCCGUCGAGUAACUUUCUCUUGCUGGGCCCCAGUGGUGCAGGCAAGACAGCGUUCACCACUUUGCUCGAAGCCAAGUCCUCUCUGGCUUCCAAGACCACCCACAACACCCACACGUCGCAGGUCUCGACCCUUAUCACGGUCACUCUACCCGCCAGCGUCCCAACGGCAUCCAACCGUUAUCGCUCCGUCAAUGACCCUUCAUUGAAAGAAGCCUCCCGCAACCCCAUCAAGUACCGUCUCCGCGACACCCCCGGCCAUGGCAAGCUCCGCGCCUCGCAAGGCAUCGCAGAGCUUCAAACAAUGGCCUCGUCAAACGACUCCAAGAACAAGCUCCGCGGCGUGAUCUUCAUGGUCGAUACCGCAGCUCUUGUGGACGAGGCAGUGCUCCGUGACACCGCGACCUAUCUCCACGACGUUCUCCUCAUCCUGCAAAAGCGAUCGCUGGGCAAGGGCCGCUCGUCAACGAAACGGGCGACGGAGAUUCCUGUCUUGAUCGCUGCGAAUAAGCAAGAUCUGUUCACGGCGCUGCCUCCAGGAUCGGUGCGGGAGAAGCUCGAGGCGGAAAUUGAUCGCGUGCGCAAGUCCAAGACGAAGGGCUUGAUGGAUGCUAGUAUGGAUACUGCAGACGUGGAUGUGGGAGAGGAUGAGGUUCUCGGGGACGACGACGGCCAGGGUGUGUUCAGCUUCAAGCUUAUGGAAGAUGUGGGUAUCAAGGUCGAUGUGACUGGGGGCGCGGUGAAGGGUGAGUCUCAAGAAGAGGUGGGAUCUGGUGUGCGCCGAUGGGAGGAGUGGGUUGGCAUGUGUUUGUAA
Penicillium diatomitis is the source of this 960-nucleotide messenger RNA. Its product is annotated as signal recognition particle receptor subunit beta. NCBI's taxonomy places the organism in Eukaryota, Fungi, Ascomycota, Eurotiomycetes, Eurotiales, Aspergillaceae. The coding region runs from base 1 to 960 and encodes 319 amino acids. The transcript has 2 exons. The record is from RefSeq and is a predicted model, not a curated record.